Cimex lectularius (bed bug) is the source of this 905-nucleotide messenger RNA. RefSeq names its product nucleoside diphosphate kinase 6 (gene nmdyn-D6). The coding region runs from base 278 to 844 and encodes 188 amino acids. The transcript has 4 exons. Gene Ontology annotation, biological process: CTP biosynthetic process; UTP biosynthetic process; GTP biosynthetic process. Lineage: Eukaryota; Metazoa; Arthropoda; Insecta; Hemiptera; Cimicidae. The record is from RefSeq and is a predicted model, not a curated record. Gene Ontology annotation, molecular function: nucleoside diphosphate kinase activity.
GUCACGUCAAUGUUAUAACUAUUGUGGACUUAAUUAUUUAAUUUAAAUAUUAUUUUAAAUUAUUUCCUAUUGACAAUAAAGUACAUUGUGACAUUCUAUGUUAACAUUUUUGUCCUUGGAUGUACUGGCCGUGUAAAAUUAUCAUUUCUUUCUCUCGCCGAUAACAGUAGAUUGUCAUGUUUUACCUCUUCCAAUUCCACACUUGUGACAUGUGGGAGGGCUUCUGUCAAAAUUAUAAUUUUUAAUUUAUUUAGUUUUUAUUUAUAGUGUGAGAGAAAUGAAAUUCUUUCCUCCUCACACUUUAGAGCUGACACUUGCCUUAAUCAAACCUCAUGCUGCUCAAAUACCGCCAGUCGUUCAGAAAAUCAAAGAAUCCUUAAUCACCAAUGGUUACUUUAUUCUAAGAUGGAGGAGGGACAUCAUAACGUUGGAUAUCGCUGAGAAGAUGUACUCCGUACACAAGACGAAACCAUUUUAUAUACGCUUAGUUUCAAUGAUGACAAGUGGCCCGGCCGAAAGUUUUGUCCUUGCGAGGGAAAACGCAAUUAAACACUGGAGGACGAUGAUGGGACCAACAAGAGUUCUCGAAUCCCAGUACACACACCCUUACUCAUUAAGGAGUCUCUAUGGUACAUCAAAUACAAGAAAUGCUACUCACGGUGCAGAUAGCCUUGAAUCUAUGAAGAACGAGGUGUCUAUAUUUUUCCCUGACUUCGAUGUAGACGCUUGGUAUGAAGAUGAGGAGGUCUAUUUUAGAAAUGGUUACAGCAAGUUUGACGAGGAUUUGCAAAUCCAUGUAAAAGAAGACAUAGCUUUCCCGGAUAUCAUCAAAAAUUGCAAUUAGUCAAAACAACCACAAAUAAUUGACUAUAAUAAUUAUAAAUAAUUAAAUAAUACCAAAGUAA